Molecule: messenger RNA, 510 nt
Organism: Protopolystoma xenopodis
Lineage: Eukaryota; Metazoa; Platyhelminthes; Monogenea; Polystomatidea; Polystomatidae
Source: the annotation of a GenBank genome assembly
AUCAUCAUCACACUUUUCUUGGCAUUCACUCUCGCUCCUUUACUCACUCCACUCUCGCAUUCGCCGCCGUUUUUACUAUUCAAUCUCUGUACUACUUUUCGAGUCGUCUCCUCGCGUCAAUUUUUCAUCGAAUCUGCUUUUCGUCCUUUCUCGUUCGGUGAAGCAAGAGACAGUGACGCUGCUUCAAAAGCGUUGAAUGUCAACUCCUGCCUCGUCGUCGCGUUGUCGUCUUCUGCCUUCCCCCCCUCCGCGACAAGUUCACUUCGCCCCACCAACUUUCGCCAGACGGCCCCAGUCACCAGACCCCUCGGAGAACCACCGUCUUCCCCCCACCCCCGACCGAAAAACCGUCUGGCCGUUGGCAUGUCGACCGUCCCUGCCCCUCAUUCCUCCGAGGCAUUCUGUCAUCAACUCUGCCAUGGCAUCAUCCCUUUUACCGAGUCUCUGUCUCUCCGGCCACUUGGAAUUGCUCGAACAGCCGAAAUUAUCCCAUUUCCCCAUUUUGACUGA